This is a messenger RNA of Otolemur garnettii (small-eared galago), 3818 nucleotides long. It is a transcript of the gene IGHMBP2, whose product is annotated as immunoglobulin mu binding protein 2. Gene Ontology annotation, molecular function: 5'-3' DNA helicase activity; RNA binding; zinc ion binding. The transcript has 14 exons. The record is from RefSeq and is a predicted model, not a curated record. The coding region runs from base 12 to 3053 and encodes 1013 amino acids. Lineage: Eukaryota; Metazoa; Chordata; Mammalia; Primates; Galagidae.
CCCGUGCGUGGAUGCACAGGCCCGGCCGGGAACACCGGUCGGUAGGAGAACACUGGCCCGGUGUGGAAGCGGGGCCGCGGCGGCUCCGCACUCAGGCCGGCGGCGCGAUGGCUUCGGCAGCCGUGGAGAGCUUUGUGACCAAGCAGUUGGACCUGCUGGAGCUCGAGAGAGACGCGGAGGUGGAGGAACGCAGGUCCUGGCAGGAGAACAUCUCUCUGAAAGAGCUCCAGAGCCGAGGCGUGUGUUUGCUGAAGCUGCAGGUGUCAAGCCAGUGCACUGGGCUGUAUGGACGGCUGCUGGUCACCUUUGAGCCCAGGAGAUGCGGGUCUGAAGCAGUUCUUCCUAGUAACAGUUUUACCUCCGGCGACAUAGUGGGUCUGUAUGACACUGCUAGCGAAGGCAGUCAGCUGGCUACCGGGAUCCUGACCCGCAUCACCCAGAAGUCGGCCACGGUCGCCUUUGAUGAGUCCCAGGAUUUCCAGCUGAGCUUGGACCGAGAGAAUUCCUACAGACUGUUAAAACUUGCCAAUGAUGUCACUUAUAAGAGACUGAAAAAAGCUCUGAUUGCACUAAAGAAGUAUCAUUCUGGCCCUGCAUCCCUACUCAUAGAGGUCCUCUUCAGCGCUUCGGCCCCCAGUCCUGCUAGUGAAAUAGGCCUGGUAACGUUCUGUAACGCCUCCCUGGACUCCUCCCAGAAAGAAGCGGUUUCUUUUGCACUGUCCCAGAAGGAACUUGCCAUCAUCCAUGGGCCUCCUGGCACUGGGAAAACCACGACAGUGGUGGAAAUAAUUCUUCAAGCUGUGAAGCAAGGCUUAAAGGUCCUGUGCUGUGCUCCCUCUAACAUCGCAGUAGACAACCUGGUCGAGCGUCUGGCUCAGUGUAAGCAGCGGAUUCUGCGCCUUGGGCACCCCUCCCGGAUCCUGGAACCCAUUCAGCAGUACUCCCUGGAUGCAGUUUUAGCGCGGAGUGAUGGCGCCCAGAUUGUUGCAGAGAUCAGGAAGGACAUCGAUCAGGUCUUUGGUGCAUCUUCUGACGGCCCUCUGAAGCUGCUGCCUGAGAGCUACUUCGAUGUGGUGGUUAUCGACGAGUGUGCCCAGGCCCUUGAGGCAAGCUGCUGGAUCCCUCUGCUGAAGGCCAGAAAGUGCAUCCUGGCUGGAGACCACCAGCAGCUGCCCCCCACCAUCAUCUCGCACAAGGCUGCGCUGGCGGGGCUGUCACGUAGCCUAAUGGAGCGUCUGGCUGAGGAGCAUGGUGCGAGUGCGGUGCGGACACUGACCGUGCAGUAUCGCAUGCACCAGGCCAUCAUGCGCUGGGCAUCAGAGGCCAUGUACCACGGGCAGCUCACGGCCCACCCCUCUGUGGCAGGGCACCUCCUGAGGGACCUCCCAGGCGUGGCAGCUACAGAGGAGACAAGCAUACCUCUGCUCCUGGUGGACACUGCCGGCUGCGGGCUGUUUGAGCUGGAAGAAGAGGACGACCAGUCGAGGGGCAACCCUGGAGAAGUCCGUCUCGUCACUUUGCACGUCCAGGCUCUGGUAGAUGCUGGUGUCCAAGCAAGUGAUAUUGCUGUCAUCACACCGUACAACCUUCAGGUGGACCUGCUCAGGCAGAGCCUUGUGCGUCGGCACCCCCAGCUGGAAAUUAAGUCCGUCGAUGGCUUCCAAGGUCGAGAGAAGGAGGCAGUGAUAUUGUCCUUUGUCAGGUCCAACAGGAAAGGUGAAGUUGGUUUUCUUGCUGAGGACCGGAGGAUCAAUGUGGCUGUUACUCGUGCCCGGCGCCAUGUGGCGGUCAUCUGCGAUUCCCACACCAUCAGCAACCACACGUUUUUGAAAACACUAGUGGAGUAUUUCUCACAGCAUGGGGAAGUGCGCACAGCCUUUGAGUAUCUUGAUGACAUUGUCCCUGAAAACUACUCCCACAAGAGUGCCCAGGGCCACAGCCAAGCUGCCAUGAGGUCCCAGCUUCCUGCUGCAUCUGUGAAGAAGCCUCUUGGAAGCCAGCGACGGGAGGGGGCCUUGGAGGCCAGAGCAGCUGCUCAGCAGGACCGGAAGAAGCCGGGUGGGAAGCCUUUGGGCUCAGAAGCCCAUUUGCAAUCCAGCCUCAACAGGGGCAGCUCAGAGGGAGUAGAGAACAGGGGCAGUGUGGACCACUUCAGGGCCAUGAUAGUGGAGUUCCUGGCCAGUGAGAAGAUGCAAUUGGAGUUUCCUGCUUCCCUGAAUUCCCAUGAUAGGCUCAGGGUCCACCAGAUAGCUGAGGAGCACGGGCUGAAGCAUGACAGUGCCGGAGAAGGGAAACAGAGGUUCAUCACUGUGAGCAAGAGGGCCCCGGCUCCCCUGGCUUCUCCAGCUCCCCCAGCUCCCACAGCUCCCAUGGCUCCUCCGGCUCCCACGGCUUCCCCGGCUCCCCCGGCUCUCAUGGCUCCCAUGGCUCCCCCGGCUCCUCCAGCACCCACUGUAGGGGCCAGUGGCCAAGCCCCUCUCCAGCCAGCACCCCCCAGCCCUGUGCAGACGCAGCACCCUCCUAGGGGGCAGCAGGGCCAGGGCCAGCUAGACCUGAAGGCGCUACACUUGGAGAGGCUGCAGAGGGAGCAGGCUAGGCAGGGGCAGCCAGCCAGGAACGGGCAGCAGGCUGCGGGCUCAGGGCCACAGAAGCUUCCAGGAAAGAAAAAGAAAAGAGAAGUAAAAGGACACACAGCCACAGAUCUGCCCGCAGAGGACUUUGAUGCCCUGGUUUCUGCUGCCGUGAAGGCUGAUAACACCUGUGGCCUUGAGAAGUGCACAGCCAGUGUUGCGACCCUCGGCCAGUUCUGCCAGCUCUGUGGUCGCCGCUACUGCUUCAGCCACCACCUGCCUGAGAUCCAUGGCUGUGGUGAGAGGGCUCGCAUCCAUGCCCGACAGAGAAUCAGCCGGGAAGGGGUCCUCCAUGCUGGCAGUGGGACCAAGGACAGGUCCCUGGACCCCGCCAAGAGGGCCCAGCUCCAGAGAAGGCUGGAUAAGAAGCUGGGUGAGCUCAGCAGCCAGAGGGCGAGCAAGAGGAAGGAGAAGGGAACCUGAGCGCCUGUCCCUGUCCUCGCACAGGACCCUGGAGUGAGCACAGCCUGGGGAAGGGCCAGGCUGCACUGGGGGAACCUGCUGACCUGCACCAAGCCCAUACUCUGCCUCCAGAGGCCCACAUGGGGUAGAGAGGCCCCAGGGAGAGGUUGGACUUUGGACCCCAGGGAUAAGCAUGGAAGAGAGGGCCCUGGGGGCAGUGGUCCACCUCCAGGUGGCUGUUUCGCUUUGUGGGUGGGUGCGUACAGGAGUGAGUCCUUCCCACUCCCACAGGCCCUGCUUCCCAGUCCCUUCCUUCACUGCCAGCUUCUGGGCCCUGGGAAAGGUUCUGCUUUCUUGGACACAUGCUGGCCAGCUUUCAGCCCCUUUGGACAAGGGUGCCAUACAAACCAGGAAACUCAGGCCCUGGUAAUGUGGGCUCACGGUAAUGUGGGUCCCUAGCUGUGAGAAGUGACGGUCUCCAGAUGCCUAAGGCCCUUUUCCUUCUGUCCCCUGGUGCCUGCAGUGACAUCCACCCUGGCCAGGGCAGCAGGCGCAGCUCUCACCGUUCUGCUUCUCCUGAGUCUGGGGCCCCCUGCCCUCUGCUAGCCCUUCCUCUGUGCUCAGUUUGGGGACCAAGUGACUGUCCUGGGAAAGAGCUGCCUCAGAGCCCUCCAAGCUUGUCUAGGGCUCUCUGUUCUGUUUAAGAGAACUUUAGAUGCAUAUAUUUUUGCCUCAGGUUUUUGUUUUGUGCCAAAGGGAUAUAAAUUAUAUUAAAAAUUAAAUAAA